Cannabis sativa is the source of this 828-nucleotide messenger RNA. Its product is annotated as 11S globulin seed storage protein 1-like. The transcript has 3 exons. The coding region runs from base 1 to 828 and encodes 275 amino acids. NCBI's taxonomy places the organism in Eukaryota, Viridiplantae, Streptophyta, Magnoliopsida, Rosales, Cannabaceae. Gene Ontology annotation, molecular function: nutrient reservoir activity. The record is from RefSeq and is a predicted model, not a curated record.
AUGUUGGUGAUGCUGCAAGCCAAACUUACAGAGGGGGAUUCCAAAGAGAAUGCUCCAGCUGAGCCUGACAUAAAGAGAAAAGGGCUAAACCCACCGAUGUUGAACCCUCUACUCCUAAAAAGGACAAAGAAAAAGAGAAGACACCUCGAUGUCAAACGAGAAAAAAGAAAAGGAGAAAAGGCAAGGCCUCGUGGAAAUGAUUUACGGAACCACAUCAAUGAUAGGAUCAGUGAACGUGAGCUUCCAGAAAGCAACACAAAUAUAUUAGAGGCUCCAUUACUUGAAAAUUUUAAGAUGUCGCAGAUGGAAUUGUACGAAGGCAGGGCGGACCCUAGGUCCCAUCUAUCCAAGUAUAAUCAUUUAAUGCAAGUAGCUAAAGUUAGUGAUGACGCCAAGUGCCUUUUUGCUAACGUUAACCAAAUCUACCAAGGAUUUGUGAAAAAUGUUUCCUUCUGGAUCAAUCCACGUGGCAGUGCCAGACUCCAAGUUGUCAACGAUAAUGCUCGUAAUGUCUUUGACGACGAGCUCAAAGACGGUCAGAUCUUUGUGGUCCCACAAAACUUCAUGAUGGUUAAGAAAGCCAGCGCCCAAGGGUUCAAGUGGAUUGUUGUUAAGACUAACGACAAUGCCAUGAGAAACCCUCUAGCUGGUAAGGUCUCGGCCAUGAGGGCUAUGCUUGAUUAUGUUUUGGCCAAUGCUUUCCAAACAUUGAGGGAGCAAGGAAUAUAUACAAUAGAGCAUAAAAUGCUACAACUGCCAAUUGAUAAUGUAAAUAAUCACAACAUGAAGUUGUUUAGAGGGAAAUGGUGUCUAGAUUUAUUCUACUAA